Messenger RNA from Strongylus vulgaris, 219 nucleotides. Lineage: Eukaryota; Metazoa; Nematoda; Chromadorea; Rhabditida; Strongylidae. The record is from the annotation of a GenBank genome assembly.
AUGAGCGUCGGGAGAACCGACGCUGAUAAGUCGCAAGGUGGAGGUGAGUGGAUGUUGUUGUCAUACAGGUUGCUAUUCGUCAAAUGGGCUAUUCGUACGUGCGAAGCAGAGCUGAAGGUUGAGAAGAAGAGUGGUCGUCGUGCUCACGAUGAUUUGGGAUGUCGUAUUUUGUUUACUCAACAGUUUCAAACAUGCGUUGUGAACAGGAGGAUCUACUAG